Molecule: messenger RNA, 5420 nt
Organism: Schistosoma spindalis
Lineage: Eukaryota; Metazoa; Platyhelminthes; Trematoda; Strigeidida; Schistosomatidae
Source: the annotation of a GenBank genome assembly
CAACUACCUCUACUACUAUUAGUAGUACGACAACGACUACAGGCGAUAUAAUAAUAUAAUUAUCAUUACAUAUUUUAAUAAUACAUGCAAAUACCAAUACAUACAUACACAAUCGUUCACGAAUGGGGAUAUAUGCAAAUAUACACAUGCAAACAAUUAUUCAAUCAUCCAUUUUUACAGAAUGUCUAUCUUCAAAAUUCACUUUGCUAUCAUUCAAUAUUUAAUAUAAUAACUAUAUUUUAUUGAGAAAAAAAAUAAUUUAUACUUCAUAAUUAACAUUUCAUUGACAUUAUUAUAAUUCAGAAAGACGUGAACAGUGAGGACAAAGAAGAAUCUACGAGGAAAAAUAAAUAGAAAGAAGUCAAAGGAGUAAGCAGUUACAUAAUUUUGAGGCAGAAAAAUAUAAAUAUUUAUCGAAUUCAACAUAAUUAGAAAUAAUAUCUAUUCGCUUUGAGUAAACAGAAAAAUCAAAUUGAUUUUGUGACUUUUUCUCUCCUAAUCAAUCGACAAUUAAACCAACGAAACGAACAAGAAUAAUAAUUGUGGAUUAUUAUUUAUUUGCUUUGAUUAUUCAAUUUUAACUGACCGGUACUUGCGGUAAAGCUGGUCAAAAUUAUGCAACGUGCUAGUCCUUUAACAUGGACUUCAUUCAAUACUAGUAGUGUUCAUAAUUCAAUUGAAUUACAGCAACAUAGACAGGAACAACAUCAAAAACUGUUAAAUAAUUUUCAGUCAUUAUAUAAUAGUAAUAUCACAAAUAAUAGUAGUAUUAUUGAUGAAGAUUCAUGUCAUCCAGUUGCAUCAACGAAUAAUAUUGACAAUAGUUUGAGUUUAUUACCAUUUAAUCAAUUUAUCAGUAAUAUACCAAGUUUAUUAAACUCUAUCAAUAAUAAUAAUAAUUUGGAAAGAAAUACAAUAUCAUCUUUGACUACGACAUCGUUAACAGCAUCACCUUCAUUAUCCUCUUCAACGGUAUCUACAUUGUCAUCGUCGUUAGCAACAUUUACAUCAUCGGCGUCAACCACAGUCAGUGCGAAUUCAUCUACAUCAAUGAAUCCAUAUAGCACUAGUACGGCAGCUGCUGUAGCCGCGGCAGCUGCAUGGUAUCCUUUAAGUUUAGCAAUGGAUGAAAUGGCUCAAAACAUAAUCUCUUCAAAAUCUGAACGAAUCGAUCGAAGCAUGUUUUCUUCCCUUUUCCUUCCAACAAUCUCUCAAACAAUGGCUAAAUCAAAUCGUAUAAUUCCAAAUCAAUUAAAUAAUUUACUACUACCUAAUUUAAUGCAUUCUGAUGAUUAUUAUACAACAACAACUAUGACUACUACUACUGAUACUAGUACUACCACCACUACUGACAACAAUAUAAGUAGUAUUGAAAAUAAUCCUAAUCACAUGAAUAAUUCAAAUGGACAAAAUUUCUUGAAUGUUCAUGACGAUAAUCUAAAUCAAACAUCAUCACAUCAAUCAGACCAAAGUAUACAUAGUAAAUUAAGUCCACUAUCGGGACAAAUGAACGGAAUAGACCCAUCUGGAUCACCGCCAACAAUUCAUUCACCGAUCACUAGUGAUAACAAUAAAAGUAAAAAAGCAAGACAUAGAACAACAUUUUCAGUUCAACAGUUGUCAAUUUUAGAAGCAGCAUUUGAUAAUUGUCCAUAUCCUGACGCUGUAACACGAGAAGAUAUUGCGUCCAAAUUGUCACUCAGUGAGUCACGUGUACAAGUAUGGUUUCAAAAUCGUCGUGCUAAAUGGCGUAAACAAGAAGGUAGUCAAUUAUUAACCAAUGGUAAUAAUUCAAAUAAUACUUGUACUCCUACUAAUACUGUUAGUAGUACUACUUUGACUGCUACUACUACUACCAAUAAUAAUAUCAAUGGUAUCAUUACAUCUACAGCAUCGAUGACAUCAUCCUCUUCAACGUCAUCAUCUUCAUCUAAUUUAUUAACUGUUGAAAAUGAUGAAGAAGAUAUACGAAUAAAUACAACAAAUAUUUUAGAAACACCAUUUUUUGCAACAACAAUAACAACGACACCAACAGGUCGUAAAAGAGUUUCCGGUUCAAGUGUACAACAACAACAUCAUCAUCAACAGAAAAAUAGUUAUUCUAAUUAUAAUAAUUAUAAACAAAUCAAUGAUGAUACAGAUAGUAUAAUAAUGAAUCCAAUUUCACCAUCUCAUUUCAAUUUAUCAUUGAUUACAAAUGAUCUUUUAAAUAAUUAUCAUCAACAAUUGAGAAAUUUUUCAUUUCUCAAUGAUAAUAUAAAAUAUACAUCAUCAUCAUCAUCAUCAUCAACAACAACAACAACAAUAACAACAACAUCAAUUACUCCACUGAUUCAUAAUGACUUAGUCAAUUGUUCUAAUCAAACAACAAUAUUUAAUGAUAAUUUAUUCAAUACAGCUAAAUCAUCAGAAUUAAUAAAUUCACAUUUAUUUGAUAAAUCAUCAAUAAAAACUAUUGGAAAUAAUAAACAUUCAAUUAUUCAUUCUAAUUUAAAUUGUUUAAUUAAAUCAUCUGUAAAUAAUAAUAAUCGGCAUUAUCAACAUUAUUUAUCAAGUAGAAAAUCAACUCCAACUACUUGUAAACAACGUAAACACACUAUUAAAAAUAUCAAUAAUAAUCACGAUGAUGAUAAUGAUAAUAAUAAUGAUAAUAUUGAUAAUGGUGGUCCUGUUAAUGCUAAUGAUGAUGAUGAAGAUGACUUUAAUGAUGAUAUGGAUGAUGGUGAUGAUGAUGAUGAUGAUGAUGAAAUGGACAAGACUAGAACAAUGGGAGUGAAUAAUUCAAAAACUAGAGAUUUACCAUUUUCUGUUUUAUCGCUUACAGCCAAUAAUAAUAAUAGUAAUAUUGGUAAUAAUAAUAAUGAUAACUGCAAUAGUAUAAAUGAUCCAUUUGCGAAACUUCAGUCAUCAUCAUCCAAACUGUUUUAUCAAAAUCUCAUAAAAUCUAUAAAAUCAAUUAAUAAUAUUGAUAAUCAUGAAAAGAAAAAUUCUAAUUCUCUCAAUUCUUCAUUAUCUACAUCAAUCCCGUUGAAUGAGAUCAACUGUUCAAUGAAUGAAUUAAAUUCUACUGAAGAUGUAACGAAAUUUUUAACGAAUCUAUCUGAUUUUGGUGUUUUAAUGAAUUCAUUAUUGAAAUCUAAAUUAAAUCUCUUGACAAAAACAUCAACUUUAUCCGAUUGUAAUGGAAGUAAUCAUGACCCAUGUUUAAAUACUCUGAAUGAUAAUACAACUAGUACUAAUGCUACUCAAAUUACCAAUACUGCUAGUACUACUAAUACCAAUAAUAAUAAUACUGUGAUUGAUAAUGUUAUUCAAAAUUCAAUUUUAGAAAAUUUGAUAACUUCCUGUCCACAAUUCCCUUUCAAUUUACAAUAUUUAAAUGGUACACAAUUAAAUCAGCAUGGAUUAGAUUUGAAAGUGGAAUCAAAUACAAAUAAACAAAUGAAUUCAAAUCGCAUGGAUAAUCUAUUUGGCCCAUCUGGAGAUCAGUCGGAAAAUCAAUAUCCUGAUAUACAAAAACUUAUUUUCAAUGAAAUAUCCUCAUCACAAACAUUGUCACCAUCUACACUAACAUCUAAUACAGCUAACAAUCUACUCUGGGAAUACUUUUUGAAUCGUUUACAAGAUCCAAACAAUUCUUUAUUAUCUAAAUCACCAUCUCUUGGAACCUCGACAAUAACAACAAAUUCAUUACAAAAUAAUACUAAUAACUCUAAUAACUCAUGUUCAAACGAUUUAAUUAAUCACCCUGAUUUAUUGAAUUUGUCCAAUCAUCAAUAUUCUAAUAUGAAUAUAGACUUUCGCAAGUUUUUACAGUAUACAAAUUUGAAAGGGAAAGAAACAAGUUUAAAUUUCAACUUUAACAAUUCUUCUACCAAUAACACUACUGCUACUACUACUACUACUACUUCAAAUAAUUCUCCUAGUAAUCUACAUCAUACUACUGCUGCCACAACAACAUCUUCGUCGAAUGGUCUGAUGUCGGAUUCACUAGAUAAACUUAAAGAUGAUUUAUUAUUGACCAGUACAAAUUUAAAUAAUCCUAUCGAUCAAAUGGCAAAAUUAUCACAAUCCGAUAUUUUCCAUAACUAUAUUAAAAAAUUUCAAUCAUUUGGAAAUGAUUUAAAUUGUGUAAAUAAUGAUAGUGAUAGCAAUAAUGAUAACAGUAAUAGUAUUACACAACAAAUGAUGCAAUAUUAUGCUCUGUGUGCGUUUGUUCAAACUACUACACUUUUGUCCAACUCAUCAUCUUCCACAUCGACAUGAAUACUUUAUGUAUAAAAAAUAUCACUUUGAUCAUUAACACAAAAAUGUGCAUAUACAAGUAGAUUGACGAAUAGACAGAUAGAUAAACUAACAUUUAUCCCUGUGAAUACUCUCCUUAUUGUGCAUAUAUACAUAAGAAAAGUAAAGCCACAUUCCUAAAAAAAAUACAUAGAUGAAUUAUUUCAUUGAUACUACUGGUAAGUACUAUUAUUACUACCAAUACAGUGAUAUUCAUUUUCAUCGUAUGGAUAGUUAAUUAGAAAUUUCCAAAAGUAAAUUAUCAUACACAAUCUGAUACAUAUUUCAACCAAUCUAAACACUUUGCUUCUAAUAUUACUAUUAACAAUAAUAAUAAUAAUAAUAAUAAUAAUAAUAAUAAUAAUAAUAAUAAUACUUAUAAUAAUAGUGAUAACUGUUAAUUUCUAUUCUCAUUUGUUUUUUUUCUGUAUAUUACUUUUUUAACCUGUUUGUAAUUUCCCGUUCUUUCUCACCCUCAUACUCAAUUCACUUUACUUCACUUUGUGGUGUUUUUUUGUUGUUGAAAAUCACCACUUUUGAUGAUGAAUGCAAAUCUUUUGGUGCAUACACACAAUUAAUAUAUGUUUGUAUGUAUGCUUGAAACUGUUCAUCAGUUUUAAGUAAGAGCUGUUUGUUUGUUUUUUCAAAUAAACUUUCAAUUAUCGAAUUACGCGCAUGUAUGCAUAGAACUCAAACUAUACAAAUAUACACAUUAAUUACAAUUACAAAAAGAUCUCUUAUAGCGUACAUACAUACGUGAAUACAUUAAAGUACAGUUUGACUAAAGUACAUAGAUCUGUGUAUAUGUUUGCCUGUCUAUCUAUCUAUAUAUCCAUGUAUCUGUUUUUAUGUAUAUAUAGGCAAACGUCUUACAGAUAUAAUGCGGUAUUGUAUUGUAUUUACAAAAGAAAUAUCCCAUUUUUGUCAAAUAUCUGUCAUAUCGUCACAUUAUCCACUUCAUAUUAUAUAUUUUAAUUAACCUCUGCCUACCUCCAUUGUUUCUUACUUCAUUCUACUUCUGAUUUUAGUCGUUUGAUUUUUGUGUAUUGAUGAUGAAUCCGUUUCGUUUUAUUGUUUCCUGGGGGUUUGGGGAUGAUUCUUUCUUUUCUUUUUUCUAUAUAUAUAUAUAUAUAUAU